AUGGAUUUCCUUCAGCGUCUCGCGAGUUACCUCGACCGCCCGCUCUUCCCGUGGAAGAAGCUCAUUAUCGGCUUCUCCGUCGGACAAUUCGUUCUCGAGACAUUCCUUACAUUUCGUCAAUAUCGCGUCUUGCAGGCCCCCAAGCCCCCCGCCGUUCUAGCCAAGGAAAUCAACCAGGAGACUUUCGAUAAAUCCCAAGCCUACGGCCGCGCAAAGGCCAAGUUCAGCGUUGUCACCAGCCUCAUCGGUCAGAUCCAAAACCUUGCCUUUAUCCACUACGAUGUCCUCCCUAAGAUCUGGUCUUGGACCGGCGAUCUGCUUCUCAAAUACGCCCCCACUGGCUUCCGCGGCGAAAUCAGCCACUCAGUCGUCUUUAUGGUUGCUUUCCUCUUGAUCCAACAGGUUAUGGGCAUGCCCGUCCAGAUUUACAGCACCUUUGUCCUCGAAGAAAAGUACGGAUUUAACAAGCAGACUCCUCAGCUGUUUGCUACCGACCAAGUCAAGAAUGCCGUCAUCACCAGUGUCCUCGUCUCCCCUGUUCUCGCCGGCUGCUUGAAGAUUAUCCAGAAGACUGGCAACCAGUUUGUCUUCUAUGUCUGGUCUUUCUCUGCUGCUUCUCAGUUGUUCCUCUUCACCAUCUACCCCAUCUAUAUCUUGCCUAUUUUUAACACUCUUACUCCCAUUGAAGAUGGAGAGCUGAAAUCCAAGGUCGACGCCCUCGCUAGCAAACUGAAAUUCCCCCUCAAGGAGCUUUACGUUAUGGAUGGUAGCAAGCGCAGCGCUCAUUCCAACGCCUUCUUCGCCGGUCUCCCUUGGUCCAAGCGUAUUGUCCUCUUUGAUACUCUCAUCGAGAGCCAAGACACCGAUGAGAUCAUGGCUGUCCUCGCGCACGAGCUUGGCCACUGGCAGCUCAAGCAUACUACCCAGCAGCUAGCAAUCGUUCAGGCCAACCUGUUUAAGAUCUUUGCCCUCUUCUCCGUCUUCAUCAACAAUCGCUCUUUGUACGCCUCAUUUGGAUUCCACGCUCAGCAUCCCAUCAUCAUUGGAUUUUUGCUCUUCAGUGAUGCGCUCUCCCCAAUGGACACUCUGGUUCACCUCGGCAUGAACAUGCUGUCCCGCAAGGCUGAGUUUGAAGCUGAUAACUUUGCCAAGGAGCUUGGAUAUGAGACCCAGCUUGCAACUGGUCUUAUCAAGCUUCACAAGCAAAACCUCAGCAGCAUGGAUGCCGAUUGGAUGUAUGCCACAUACCACUUCUCUCAUCCUCAUCUGUCCGAGCGCCUCAAGGCACUCGGUUGGAAGAGCGACCAUGCCGUUGUUGUCGAUGAGAAGAAGGCCGAUAAAGAAGGCAUUGCCACCACGACUGGUCGUGAUGAGCUGUAA
This is a messenger RNA of [Torrubiella] hemipterigena, 1380 nucleotides long. The record is from the annotation of a GenBank genome assembly. Lineage: Eukaryota; Fungi; Ascomycota; Sordariomycetes; Hypocreales; Clavicipitaceae.